Messenger RNA from Zingiber officinale, 1887 nucleotides. RefSeq names its product cytochrome P450 77A3-like. The coding region runs from base 138 to 1685 and encodes 515 amino acids. Gene Ontology annotation, cellular component: membrane. The transcript is spliced from 3 exons. The record is from RefSeq and is a predicted model, not a curated record. Gene Ontology annotation, molecular function: heme binding; iron ion binding; oxidoreductase activity, acting on paired donors, with incorporation or reduction of molecular oxygen, NAD(P)H as one donor, and incorporation of one atom of oxygen. Lineage: Eukaryota; Viridiplantae; Streptophyta; Magnoliopsida; Zingiberales; Zingiberaceae.
UCUUUGUCUCUGCCUCUUCCCUUCCUCUUCUUUAAAAGCUACCACCUUUGUUGCUCUUUCUCAACCCAAUCCACACAAUUCGUCAAGCUGCUGUAUCGUAUCAGUGCUCUGCGUCGUUGCGGCAUUUCUACAAACAGAUGGACUUCGUCAACCUACUGUAUGUCGUUGCCGCCGCAGUGGCGGCGGCCGAGUGGUGGCGGCGCUGUUCUCGCAACCCGGAGGGCCUGCCGCCCGGGCCUCCCGGCUGGCCCCUGGUGGGAAAUCUAUUCCAGGUCAUCCUCCAGCGGCGGCCCUUCAUGUACGUCGUGCGCGACCUCCGGCUAAAGUACGGCCCCAUCUUCACCAUGCGCAUGGGACAGCGCAUCCUCAUCGUCGUGACAUCCGCAGAUCUCAUCCACGAGGCGCUGGUCCAGAAGGGCCCGCUCUUCGCCAGCCGCCCCGCCGACUCGCCCACCCGCCUGCUCUUCAGCGCCGGGAAGUGCACCGUCAACUCGGCCUCCUACGGCCCACUCUGGCGCGCCCUGCGCCGCAACUUUGUGACGGAGAUUGUGACGCCCACGCGGGUAAAGCAGUUCGGGUGGAUCCGGGACUGGGCCAUGACCAACCACCUCGCCCGCCUCCGCGCGGAGUUUGCGGCCGCCGGUGCGGUGCAGGUCAUGGCCAACUGCCGCCUCACCAUCUGCAGCAUUCUCGUCUGCAUCUGCUUCGGCGCACGCGUUCCCGAGGAACACGUUCGCCUCAUCGAGGAGGUGCUCAAGGAGGUAAUGAUGAUGACGAUGCCGAAGCUGCCGGACUUCCUCCCGGUGUUCACGCCAUUCUUCCGCAGGCAGCUGGCGGAGGCGGGGAAGCUACGGAAGCGACAGAUGGAGUGCCUUGCGCCGCUAGUGAGGACUCGGAGAGCGUUCGUAGAGGCCGGCGGGAAGAAGCUAGAGGAAGGCGGAUCGAACACGAAAUGGGAAAUGGUGAGCGCGGAAGGGGAGGCGUACGUGGACUCGCUGCUGCGGAUGGAGUUGGCCGGGAAGGGGCGGCUGGGGGAGGAGGAGCUGGUGACGCUCUGCUCCGAAGUGAUGAGCGCCGGCACCGACACGAGCGCGACGAUGCUGGAAUGGGCGAUGCUCCAUCUGGUGCUCGACCAGGCGGCGCAGCAGCGGCUCUACGAAGAGAUCGUCGCGGUGAUCGGCGCCGACAAGUGCCGGAAGAUUACCGAAGCCGACGUCGAGGCCAUGACAUACCUACAGGCGGUGGUGAAGGAGACGAUGCGGCGGCAUCCGCCCAGCCACUUCGUGCUGUCGCACGCGGCGACGCAGGAGACCGAGCUCGGCGGCCACCGCAUACCGGCGGACGCCAGCGUGGAGUUCUACACGGCGUGGGUGACGGAGGACCCGUCGACGUGGGCCGACCCCGGCGAGUGGCGGCCGGAGAGGUUCCUCCAGGGAGGCGACGGCUGGGACACCGACGUCACCGGCACCCGCGGCAUCCGCAUGAUGCCCUUCGGCGCGGGCCGCCGCAUCUGCCCCGCCGCCACCCUCGGCGUCCUCCACAUCCACCUCACGCUUGCCAGGAUGGUGAGGGAGUUCCAGUGGCUUCCGGUGCCCGGCGAGCUGCCGCCCACCACCGCCGAGACCUUCGCCUUCACCGUCGUCAUGAAGGACCCCCUUCGAGCCGCCAUCGUCGACAGAGAAUAAUAAUAACACUAAUAUAAUCCCUCCCUAGCUACCAUGCAUUUCAUGAAUAUAAAACAUUAAUUAAUUAAUUAAUUAUAUCAAUUCCUACUAUUAUUAGAAGAAUACUAAUUUAAUUAAAUGUGUCUAAUCAAUGUCUUCGCAGAUCAACGAUGUCGCUGCAAACGAAUUCAUGUGACAUAUUAAAUGGCGAGAAUAAAUGGAA